Molecule: messenger RNA, 888 nt
Organism: Talaromyces rugulosus
Lineage: Eukaryota; Fungi; Ascomycota; Eurotiomycetes; Eurotiales; Trichocomaceae
Exons: 1
Coding region: 1-888 (295 amino acids)
Source: RefSeq, a predicted model, not a curated record
AUGUGCGAGAUCGAUGACCACCAGACGCAAAGUCUUUCCUUCCAAGAACACAAUCCCGAUGCCUCAAACUCCAUCGUAUUCCUGCAUGGAAUUCUAGCCUCCGCUCACGAAUGGAAUAGCGUCGUUCCUCAUCUGACGCAGUAUCAUUUGCUUGUCGCAGAUCUGCCCCAACACGGCGCAGAGGGCAGCGAAUCGUCAAAAAUCCCGUACUCUCACGCGACGGCUGUCGAGUAUAUUGCUCAAUUGAUCCGCGAGCAUGCCAAGGAAGGCACCGCACAUAUCGUCGGCAUAUCGCUCGGCGGAUGCUUAGCUCUCUCGCUGGCAGCAAAAUAUCCAGAACUAUGUCUCUCCCUUUUCGCCACGGGAUGUGCACAUCGUUUCGACCAGGGAGAGGGGGGCACCAAUCUGCCCGCCUGGUUGAUAUGUGCUUUCCUCUCCGCCGCAAAUGCGCUCGGAGCUGCUUUUUCCCGUGCGAUCCCGCUCUCCUGGUCGCUGAAAUUAUGUGGAUGGCAAGACACGUCGGCAGUGACAGAGGAGCUCCUGCAAGACAUACAAGCAGCUACGGCGCGGGGCAUCUCAGGUAUAAUUAUCAGGGGAUUGAUGAGCUGUUCGGGUCCAGAGGUGUGGAAGAAGGUGAGCGAGUCGGGAGUGCGCACAUGCGUGCUAGCAGGCGGCAAGCUGGAUCCGAUAGAGAUGACGAGAGAGCAGGGGAUGACACUGGAAAAGGCAAGCCCUGGAAAUAAUCACAAAGGAAAUAAUCACAACAAGGCGUACGUCGUCCGUGAUACGAUGCGUAUGUGGAAUUUGUCGCAUCCUGCUUUAUUUGCGGAGGGUGUCGAGGCUUGGGUUGCCGAGAAGGACAUGCCUGUUGGCUAUGAAGAAAUCUAG